This is a messenger RNA of Eucalyptus grandis, 1743 nucleotides long. Its product is annotated as tyrosine decarboxylase. NCBI's taxonomy places the organism in Eukaryota, Viridiplantae, Streptophyta, Magnoliopsida, Myrtales, Myrtaceae. The transcript has a single exon. Gene Ontology annotation, biological process: amino acid metabolic process. The record is from RefSeq and is a predicted model, not a curated record. Bases 70 to 1653 code for a protein of 527 amino acids. Gene Ontology annotation, molecular function: carboxy-lyase activity; pyridoxal phosphate binding.
AAAAAAAAGCAUUGGCAACAACCCCACUUCAUUUCGCUCCCAUCUCCAAGAUACAAUUGCAACUACAUUAUGAAAAGCCUUCAAUGCGAUUGCCAGCACCUGCUCGAAAACGUCGUUGGCAAUAAGAUUGCGAUGAACCCUCUCGAUCCUGGAGAGUUCAGGCGUCAAGGACACAUGGUCGUUGACUUCCUAGCCAAGUACUACGAGAACAUUGAAAAAUAUCCAGUUCUUAGCCAAGUCGAGCCCGGGUAUCUUUCGAAACGCCUCCCGAGUUCUGCCCCGCAGGAUGAAGAACCCAUGGAGGCCAUACUCGAUGAUGUGCACCAGCACAUAUUCCCGGGCUUGACUCAUUGGCAGAGCCCCAAUUUCUUCGCCUACUACCAGACCAACACUAGUACUGCAGCGAUUCUUGGUGAGAUGCUUUGCGCGGGGUUCAACGUGGCAGGAUUUAAUUGGGUCUCCUCCCCCGCUGCGACUGAGCUUGAGAGCCUAGUCAUGGAUUGGCUCGGGAAAAUGCUGGACUUGCCAAGGCCAUUCCUCCCUUUCGGGAAUGGCGGGGGAGUCAUUGAAGGGAAUACCAGCGAAGCCAUCAUUUGCACUCUCACUGCUGCGAGAGAUAGGGUCCUGAGGAAGUUGGGACAUAAUUCCAUUGCGAAGCUCGUUGUCUACGGGUCGGACCAAACGAAUUGCUCAUUCCAGAAAGCUGCCCGGGUUGUGGGAAUAGACCCGCGGAACUUCCGGGCCUUAAAGACGACGAGGUCAACCUUGUUCGGCUUGUCCCCGGACUCGCUAGAGAAGGCAAUCCGUCUGGACAUCAAUGCCGGGCUAAUUCCGUUGUACUUAUGCGCCACGGUCGGGACAACUUCAUGCGCAGCGGUUGACCCGCUGGAGCCUCUAUGCAAAGUCGCAAGCAAGUUCAGCAUGUGGAUCCAUGUCGAUGCAGCGUACGCGGGAGCCUCGUGUAUAUGCCCGGAGUACAGGAAAUUCAUCAAUGGGGUGGAGUUUGCAGAUUCAUUCAGCUUCAAUGCACACAAGUGGUUACUGACCCCUCUCGAUUGCUGCUGCCUCUGGGUAAAAGACCCAAAUGCCCUCGUGAACUCCUUAUCAACAGACCCCGAGUACCUCAAGAAUGAGGCAACUGAGUCAAAGCAAGUUAUUGACUACGCAGAUUGGCAACUUUCUCUCAGCAGGAGGUUCAGGGCAUUGAAGCUGUGGCUUGUACUCAGGAGUCAUGGCGUGCAGAACCUGAGGAGUCACAUAAGGAACCAUUGCCGAUUGGCAAAGCUCUUUGAGGAGCUCGUGGAGGAAGAUCCCCAAUUUGAAGUUGUUUUCCCGAUAAACUUUGCGUUGGUUUGUUUCAGGAUUCGUCCCUCAGGGGUCGCCGGCAUGUCUAAUGGCCAUGUCGAUAACGAACAUGGUGAAGCAUGGAAAUUAAACGAGGUGAACAGGCUCAAUGCACAAUUGCUUCACGCUAUUAAUGCUUCCGGUCGGGUCUUCAUGAGUCAUACAACCGUCGGAGGAGUUUAUGUGUUACGGUUUGCCGUCGGGGCGACGCUGGUGACUGAGAAGCACGUGAUCAUGGCUUGGAAGGUGGUGCAAGAACAUGCAAAUUCCCUAUUAAGCAUGCCGGCCAGUGAGCAACAUUCCGCAUAACUGGCCUACUGCAAAAUUGCGCUGCAUGGGCUGCAUGUUCCCUUUAGGCAGCACUUUUCCAAGGGUUGCUUAUGCCGCCGUUGCCGAAAU